GGCGAGCGCGAGUAGUGAGAGCGAGCAUGCCGUUCGCGUCGCAAGCGAGUGCUGUCGCUGCCGCCGUCCGAUGGUACCGGUUUGAAGAGCGAGUCGCGCUUCAGGACCAGCUUCUCGCGAGUCAGUAGAGCGAGAGUCAGUCUCGCUCGCUCGAUCGUCUCCGCUUCGUUCUCGCGUAUUCAGUGUGCCGUGCGAAUUGCUCACGGCGAACCGCAGCUCUCCCGACGACGACGACGCAAGUUCCGCGUGUGCAAAGGAUUACGCGGGGCGGAAGACGCGUCUCUUCCGGAGCAUCUGACCAACUCGGCUUCGAAAAAUCCUCCUCUCACUCGCUCACGCGGCGGCGCAUUCGCUCCCUUCCUCCUCACCCCCCCCCCCUCGUUUCUUCGUCCACUCAUCUGUUCUCCUCUCUUUUUUGUUCUCGCGAGUUUCGGGUCACCCUUUGAUCCCCUGCCUUUCCCCCGCAUCCGGUUCUACCUUCGUCGUACACCCGCGCCUUUGUGCGUCUCCGUCCCUCGCUCCCGACCAUCGCCACCUCCGCCGCCACCGCCAGUGCCAGCGCGCGCGCGCGCGCACGCUCACCGCUUUUCCGUCGCGCUCCGCUUCGUAUUCGCUUUGCCACAGCGAGUGUGCUAUCGAGGGGAACUCGCGACUCCCGCGUUGCUAACUUUCGCGCGUAGCGGGACCAUCGGUAAAGCGGAAACGGAACUGAGAGUAGCCUGUUCCUCGUCGUCUGUCAACGUUGAUGCUAUUAUGGCGCGCGAGGAGAAACGGUGGUGUUACUUUGACCGUCGAAGGCCGAUGUUGAUCCCGCUGAUGUUCGUCGUCUCGUGCGCUCUCUUGGCCGGAUCCUUGGCGGUCGCCGAGCAUGAUCACUCUUACUAUAGUUACGCCGGAUGGAAAGGCAAGUCGUCGUUCGAUCAUCAAUUUUCGAAUAUCAGACUGAUCAACGGCGAGAAUGUAGAGAGGAUACGCCGGGCGACGUCUGACAAAGUGAUGGUGACUGAGCAAAAAGAAGAGCCAUCUAAAAAUCAAUCAUCGGUGCAGCCGUUACCACAACAGCAACCGCAGCAGCAAUCGCAAUCGCAAUCGCAACAAUCGCAAUCACAGCAACCACAGCAGCAAUUGCAACCGCAACAAUCGCCAUCGCAGCAACCACAGCAGCAGCAGCAGCAGCAGCAGCAGCAGCAGCAACAACAAGCAUCACCAACACAACCAGCGACAUCAAACACGACCAAUGCAUCCGCCGAUGUAACGUAUUCCACAGCUUACUCGACUAGCGAAACCACCUCGACUGUCCGGCCACCUGAUUCUAUUUCCAGCGCCAAGCCGGAUUUUAAGAAGAAGGCAUCACAGGCAGCAAAUCCCGCGACUAACACGGAGACUGUACACGUUUGGGCAAAUCAAACACUAUCGAAUCGCAAUAGCACCGCCGAUGUCGGCAAAGAGCACGAGCCGGAACAGUCGACGGCGAAGGACGCGGUAGAGGAUGCUAUGAAAUCCGACGACAUUGGCGAUAUCUCCAUCAGUAAAUUUUCUGACGUGACCAACACUACGCUCACGCAGAAUAACAUCACCAAGACGGUUUACGAUCAUCAUCAGUAUUACAACAGUACUUUUAUCGUCGACGCCGAUAUCUGUAAAAAAUAUUGGGUCGACAUGGAUAAUCACCCGGAUCUUAGGGUCAAUCAUUUGCUCAGCCAGAGUCAUCGACGCGCCGCGACCGUCAAACUAAAGUUUGAUUUCCCGUUCUACGGCUAUAAUGUGCGCAAUAUCACUAUCGCUACCGGCGGUUUUCUAUACACUGGCGACUACGUGCACAGUUGGCUGGCCGCCACUCAGUACAUUGCACCACUCAUGGCGAAUUUCGAUACUCGCCUGUCAAACGCCAGCUACGUCAAGUAUGCUGACAAUGGUACGGCGUUUACGGUCGAAUGGGAAAAGGUGGUGCUGCAAGACAGGCCAAAAGCCGGCGCGUUCACUUUCCAGGUGACCUUGCAUCAGAACGGAGACAUCGUAUUUGUCUACUCAGUGAUACCACUUCUGGUCGAGAAAAUCGCGGACACGAUGCAUCCCGUCAAGGUCGGCCUCAGCGACGCCUACAUCAUGGACCGAACCGUGUUCUUCGUACGCCGGAAAACCAUCUACGAGUACCACCGUGUCAACUUCAAUCGGCAGGACAUAAUGAACUGUACAGUAAUCUACCUGAAAGCAUUGCCCACGUGCCUCAAUUUCGACAAUUGCCGGGAUUGCCUGACAAAGGUACCCGAUUUCGACUGCAAGUGGUGUCCGGAGCUGAACAAAUGCAGCACCGGCACGUCCCGACAACGGCAAGAAUGGUUAUUAAAGAAUUGUGAAAUGCGUAACAUCAAAGAAGUGGAUAAUUGUCCGUCGCAAAUCUAUAAAGCUGAGCAGUAUGAUCAUGAUGGCCACGUGCAUCCAGAGCAGUCAAUCGCCACCAAUGAAAUGGGCGCGAAGCAAGAGUCUAGCAGCAGUUCGUUAGAAAGUUCAGCUUCAGAGAGAGUGAAUAUGAGUGUUUCGGGAAUAAUUGGCAUUCUCACCGUCAUUGCUUUUGUGGUGGGCUUCGCGGGUUGGGGUGUGUAUGCUUAUCGCAACCCUCACACCCCGUCGGGGCAAAUGCUGAUCAGGUAUCGCCCAAGCCAAUGGAGCUGGCGAAGAGGCGAAGCCCGUUAUACUGCCGCGACUAUUCAUAUGUGAUGAGCUGUCCGGCGAAGAUCCAGUCACGAUCCAUGCGAAACUAUCAAGUAAAUUUCCUAAUUGUAGCCGGACAUGUCAAGUAAGUCUGCGAGAGCAAAAUGUAUCGCAGAAUAUCUACUUACGACUAGUUGCUCGUCGGGUUUGCAUUCAAUCGCGUCAAUAUGAAAUAAUCGUUUUUCUAAUCCGACAAAUUCCAGGCGGAAACCAAUUAAUUAACAAGCAACAAAAGAAUAUCUAUUUAGUCUUCUUCAUAGAUUUGACCAUAUGUUUAGAAAAUAUAUCACAAUAUUUUAAUUAUUUAAUUGUAUACAAAGAUAUAUACAUUUAUAUACGAAAUCUAUCGUAUAUAUGAUAGUAUAUUUUGAUGAUAUAAAAAGAAAUUGCGCAGAUAAAAAAAAUUAGAGUUAAGAAAAAAAAUAUUUUGUUAAAAAUUAAAAAUUUUCUAUUUACUUAAGACGAAUUUGCGAACAAUCGCUAUCGAUUCAGUGUAACAUACAUACAUAUAUAUAAAUUGACUCUGAUCAAUGAAAAGAUUGCUUCGUGCAAUUGUAUUGAAUGCGAGAGAUUUUCAAAACAUUGUGAAUUGUAUCAACAAUAGUAUCUCGAAAGCAACAAUUAGUAUACAAUUUCACUUAGUUUAUUUAGCUAUCAAACGGAUGUAGAAUCAUCAGCAUCCUUAUGUAAAUUAUGCUUACUCGUGAAUAGAUGUGAUGUUCAAUUAACACAAGAUCCUUUUGCGCAUGCCAGUGACGUUAGAAAUCAUACUCGGCGAAAUGACCGGUAUUUAAACUGUGCUUUGAAUCGAUCAAUGACACAGAUUGCGGAAACAAGGGCCGGUGUCGUUCCGACGGACCUUUGAAGAAGAUGCGUUCACGACUUUUCGUGAUAUCGAAAGAAGACGAUCGUAUAUCGAAUAUCGAAACAAGGACGACGAUCAGGAACGUCAAGCAUUUAUGUGAUUCUUAGCAGCACGUGGUAUACAUACCUUGUUAUUGUUUAAGAAUUCGUUUUUUUUUGUCGUUAGGCAAAUUGCAAUAAUUGUUUUAUAUAUACGUAAUAUUUACAGCGAAAAGAGAGUGAAUUUUAAGGAAGAAAAAGAAAAAAGGAAUUGACA
Molecule: messenger RNA, 3832 nt
Organism: Monomorium pharaonis (pharaoh ant)
Lineage: Eukaryota; Metazoa; Arthropoda; Insecta; Hymenoptera; Formicidae
Product: plexin domain-containing protein 1
Exons: 8
Coding region: 754-2718 (654 amino acids)
Source: RefSeq, a predicted model, not a curated record